This is a messenger RNA of Eimeria maxima, 1131 nucleotides long. RefSeq names its product ribokinase, putative. The transcript has 2 exons. The coding region runs from base 1 to 1131 and encodes 376 amino acids. Gene Ontology annotation, biological process: D-ribose metabolic process. NCBI's taxonomy places the organism in Eukaryota, Apicomplexa, Conoidasida, Eucoccidiorida, Eimeriidae. The record is from RefSeq and is a predicted model, not a curated record. Gene Ontology annotation, molecular function: ribokinase activity.
AUGGCUGCGAACAUAGAUAUUGUGGUAGUGGGAUGCAUCAAUUCUGACCUUGUGUCAUUUGUAUCGCGACUUCCGAGUGCGGGGGAGACGGUCUUUUCUUCCUUGCUGGAGAGUCAUUUUGGAGGCAAGGGGGCUAACCAGGCUGCUCAAGCUGCCCUCUUAAGGCAGAGUAGUUCAGCCUGUCCAAAGGUCACCCACGAAUGCUCCUUUGGUACCUCUCACCAAGGGUCAGACAUUGCGUUAUGCGAAAAUGGCGCACGUACAAAUGGAGGAACGCCAUCCACUUGCGGCGUGGCGAUGGUUGGAAGGAUUGGGAGAGAUGUUGCAGGUUUGAGUUUUCUGCGCCACUUUCAGUCGCUGGGUAUUGAUACUAGGGGCAUUUUCACAGAUUCUCAUGCUGCAACUGGCACAGCCCUCGUCACUGUUGCUCAGGGAGGGGAAAAUACCAUUGCCUACUUGCCCGGGGCGAAUGCGUUGUUGAGCAAGGAGCACGUCUCUGCAGAGCCCGUCUUCUCGUUGCUGGGGGGUGCAAAAGUGAUCGUGUCAGAGAAUGGAAUUCCGGGAUCCGCUUCAGUGGAGUGCUUCCGAAUUGCUAAGAAAGCAAAUGCCAAGGUUUUGACGGUAUUUACGCCGGCACCAGUUGACUCUGUUGAUCCCGAGAUCUGCUGCUUCACGGAUUUUCUACUUUGCAACAGCAUUGAAGCAAAAACACUCGUGAAGAUGUGGGACAGCGAAGCGGCUGCCCCGGACACGUAUGACGAAGAACGCAUUGCACACCGUCUUCAUGAGGUGAUGGUUCGUACUGCCUGUCGGUUUUCUGCGGGCUUACAAGGUAGUGCGAAUGUUGUCAUCACGCGCGGAGCUCAUCCGUGUGUUAUAUUUGCCGGUGGGAAAUCCGUGACAGUGCCACUGGCGAAACCCGUUCCGAGCGAACUCGUUGUCGAUACGACGGGGGCAGGUGACUCAUUUGCAGGGUCGUUUGCUUACUUCCUCAUGCAAACACCAAAGUCACCGGAAGUGGCAGUAUCGAAGGCGACGUUCGUAGCAGCGCAGUCAGUCACAAAGAAAGGCGCUGCGGAAAGCUACGCCGGGAGGAACGAGCUUCCUGACCAUUUAUUUAAGCCUUCGUGA